Molecule: messenger RNA, 686 nt
Organism: Lolium rigidum
Lineage: Eukaryota; Viridiplantae; Streptophyta; Magnoliopsida; Poales; Poaceae
Product: NAD(P)H-quinone oxidoreductase subunit O, chloroplastic
Exons: 6
Coding region: 16-516 (166 amino acids)
Cellular component (GO): plasma membrane
Molecular function (GO): oxidoreductase activity, acting on NAD(P)H, quinone or similar compound as acceptor
Source: RefSeq, a predicted model, not a curated record
ACGUCGAGCGCGGCCAUGGAAGCUCUCGCAUCGCCGCCCCGGGCUCUCUCCUCCAGCACGGCCUCGCCGGCGUCGGUGCUGGCCGCCACGGUGAAAUGGGCGUCGACGCCGUCGGCCAGGCAACCAGCUGCCCGCCGUGUCAGCGCCAGCGCCGCCGAGCCUGCCGGCGAUGCGAAGCCGGCUGCGGCAGCGGCGUCCGGCCCUGCGGAUGGCGCGGCUCCAGCGCCCAAGAAGAUACUCAAGAAGAAGCCGGUCUACUCCAUGAAAAAAGGGCAGAUUGUGCGUGUCGAGAAAGAGAAGUAUUUGAACAGUAUCAAUUACCUGUCAGUGGGGCAUCCACCCUUCUACAAGGGGCUAGACUACAUCUACGAAAACCGUGGCGAGGUUCUCGACAUCAGAAUCUUCGAGACAGGAGAGUAUGCUCUGAUAGCAUGGGUAGGGAUUCCAACCCCACCGGCAUGGCUACCAACUUAUAUGCUCAUCAAGUCGGACAAACUCGACUACGAAAGAAUGUAAUGGAUGGAUUGCUCCACAAGAUGAUAGGAGAACAGUAUAUGUGCAUAAACUAAUGCCACUAGGCGGCAAUGCUGUGCAAUUGCUCCAUGGCUAUAACACAGAAGAACUUGUAAAUCGAGGAUAUGGGAGGGAGAAGGAAUUUUUUUAAAUUUACUAUCUUAUUUUUUGUA